This is a messenger RNA of Galleria mellonella (greater wax moth), 2273 nucleotides long. RefSeq lists its product as uncharacterized. The transcript is spliced from 2 exons. Gene Ontology annotation, molecular function: protein dimerization activity; DNA binding. The record is from RefSeq and is a predicted model, not a curated record. The coding region runs from base 143 to 2014 and encodes 623 amino acids. NCBI's taxonomy places the organism in Eukaryota, Metazoa, Arthropoda, Insecta, Lepidoptera, Pyralidae.
UCAAACGUGUUCACUAUUACUCUGACUCUGGUAACGUGACUUCCUGGUAACGUGUUAGGUAGGAAAAGCAGUAAAAAAGUGCAUAUUAAGGGAGCAGAUUUGAAAUAAUAUUUAUACUUAACAAGAAAUAAUUAAAGGUUCAAUGGGGAGACCUAAAGAUUUACGCAUAUGGGAGCACUACCGUACUUUACCAAACAAGUCUGUUUCUUGCAAGCUUUGUAAUAAGGUCUACAAAUUCAGUAAUGCUGCCAAAAUGCUUCAACAUCUUAUCACUUGUCCAAAAUCUCCAGAAACAUUAAAAGACUCUAUGAAACUUAUAAAAGAUAGCUCGUCCAAAACCAAAAUGUCUGGACUGUCAGAGAUAGAGACAAAUGAUUCUUUUAUAAGCCCCUCGUCGUCUGCUAACACUACAAUAAAUGCUGAGUUUCAAGACACCGAUGAUCAUAUAAAAACAGAAUUAGCGAGAGCUAUAUUUGUAACAGGGACGCCAUUAUCGAUGGUGCAACAUCCUUUAUGGAUACAAUUUUUCGAAAAAUUGCAACCAAAAUUUAAAAUACCUUCACGUAAAGCUUUAGCGACAAAAUACUUAGAUAAAAUAUAUAGAGAAAUGCGUUUUGAGUUAAAUGAGGAACUAAAUGCUUGUAGUUACUUACACCUUCAGUGCGAUGGCUGGUCUAAUUUAAGAAAUGAAGGAAUAAUAAACUUUCUUAUAUCAAAACCUCAACCUGCAUACGUUAAAAGUUUGAAUACAGAAAGUAAUCCUCACACUAGUGAAUACCUUAGCCAAGAAGUUGAAAAAGUAAUGAAAGUGUAUGGAGCAAAUAAGUUUCUUGUACUUAUUGGCGAUAACGCUAGAAAUAUACAAAAGGCAUUCGAAUUAACAAAACUCAAAUAUCCACAUGUUGUUCCUCUCGGUUGCUGUGCACAUAUCCUUAACUUGUUGUGCCAAGAUAUUGUAAAGAUACAAGAAGUAACUGUGUUUAUUAUGCAAGCCAUAAAUAUAAUAAAAACUGUUAAAAGGAGUCAACGAUUAAGUUCCUUGUUGAUAAAAUCAAGGCAGGGUGAAGAUUCUACACAAACACUAAAAUUGCCUUGUGCUACAAGAUGGGGAAGUCAUGUUACUUCGUUAAAAAGUUUGAAAGCAAAUAAGAUAGCUUUGCAAAUAUUAACAGUUAGAGAAGAUGUGGUAAUUUCAAGAGAUAUUAAAGAUUUAAUUCUAAGUGAUGAUUUCUGGACGAAGACAGGGGAAUGUAUAAGUAUUUUGGAACCAGUCACUGAAAGCAUAUUUUACUUAGAGAGCGACCAGAAUCGUUUGCAUCGCACAUACAUUACAUUUAGAGAUGUACAAGCUAAGAUACGUUUUGCAUUAAAUGAGAUUUCGACAUUGAGCGAAGAAAGCAAACAGCAGAUUCUAACAUCAGUAUCUUCAAGAUGCAAUAUGGCAAUGAGGCCAAUACAUUUUGCAGCAUAUAUUCUAGACCCCAGGACUCUAGGAGUCGAACUUACUCAAGAGGAAGAACUUAAGGGUAUGGAGUUUAUCUACAAUUUAAGCCAACACUUAAGUUUGUCAAAUGUAAUGGCAGAUUUGGCGUGUUAUAAAGCUAAAGAAAACUUUUGGGCCAGAGGAUUUGUAUGGAGCUCAUUAGAUAGCAUUGAGCCCCUAAUAUGGUGGAAAGGUAUUUGUGGUUCCACUGAGUUAAGCAAAGUAGCGAUUCGUAUUCUAUCAGCUCCCUGUACUUCGGCAGCCACUGAGCGUUCCUUUAGUAUCCAAGGCUACAUACAUAAUAACAAAAGAAAUCGACUUACAACUGAAAGAACUGAAAAAAUUUCAUUCAUUUGUUAUAACUGGAAUCUUAAACAUAAAGCUGAAUGCGAGGACAUUCAGUUUAAUGAAGAAAAUACCUUAGAAGCUUUCAUUGAGCAAGUAAAUGAACAUAACAGUUUAGACGAAAUAGAGCCUAUCGAACCUAUACAAUUCAUCGCUUGUAAUAACUCUGAAUCUGACAGUGAUUGACUGUAGUUUUACAUUUUACUUUCAUCUCUUUCUUAAUAAACUCAAAAUCAAAUUAAAAGUUUUUUAUUCUGUAGGCUGCAUAAUAAUAUUGUCUAUGUCCAGUAUAGUGGACGUCUUGCGGCUGAGAUGACGAUGAUGAAGUACAAAAUCAUAAACACCCAAAAAUUUGGGUGUUUAUGGGGUUUAAACCCAAUAAACCCAAAACACCCGGUUUUUACCCACCAGACUUUAAACCCACCCAGGUGGAUUGCCCAUCUCU